AGCAUACACAGACCACAACAGUAGGGAAAAAAAGAAGAAAAAAGUUUGCUAAUUAUUUCAAAAGAAGAUGAUAUUGGGGAAGAUGGGACGACGUCCUUCAAUGAAUAGGACGACAAGCAUGACAGGGAUAGCCGUUGAUGUAGUGAACGCCGGAGAACCAGAACCGUCUGAUGUUGUUGAUGAGUUUAAAGUCAAUGGAUACGAUCAUAACAAUCAAAAUUCCAUAGCCAUAGUCUUGCCGAAAUACCACCAGAGAAGUUCAAGUGUAGGUUUUCAGAUAGAAGAGACGGCUCAUUUCUUGAAAACCUGUGGCCUUUGUAAUCGUCGUUUAGCACCUGGUCGAGAUAUCUACAUGUACAGGGGAGAUACUGCAUUUUGUAGUAUGGAGUGUAGGGAACAACAAAUGAAAAAAGACGAAAGAAAGGAGAAAUUAAAGCUUAUCCUUUCAAAGAAGACUGAAAACCAUCACAACCACUCAGAAUUGCAUUCUGCUAACUCUGAAACUUCUGGCAAGAGUGAAAGUAUUGCAGCGGCCUGAAGGAAAAAGAAAUAUAGUUAAUUAAAGAAGAAAAAAAGGAGAAGAGAACCACGUGUAUUAACUUACUAUAUAUUAGCCUAAAUAAUUUUUAUAGUAUCAGUAUAAUUCAAAAUGCGAGGAUCAUAUUUAAUUA
This is a messenger RNA of Nicotiana attenuata, 671 nucleotides long. RefSeq lists its product as uncharacterized. The record is from RefSeq and is a predicted model, not a curated record. NCBI's taxonomy places the organism in Eukaryota, Viridiplantae, Streptophyta, Magnoliopsida, Solanales, Solanaceae. The coding region runs from base 68 to 538 and encodes 156 amino acids. The transcript is spliced from 2 exons.